GACUGUAGACUGAGACUCGGACUUUGUACCAAACUCACAGUUACUAAUCUGAGCCCCAGCAGUAGAAGUCAUGUCCGGGUCUCCUCCUGUUGUCAUAUGGGAGCAUGAAGUGGAGCGCCUGCUGCAGUACAGAGAGCUGAUCCCUCGUCUGGAGGAGGCUUUGGGCAAGUUCUCCAAACGGGACAGCGCUGAAGUGAUCCAGCCUGUGCGCUCCACGGUGCCCCUGCAGAAACACGACGGGUUUCUUGGUCUGAUGCCUACAUACAUGGAGAAUGAUGGAGUUCUGUCCACGAAGCUUGUGUGUUUCUACAACAGGGAGGCUGGUUCCUCUUUACCAGGUGUUCAAGCCACAGUGGUGCUAUUGGAUCCAGAGUACGGGAAUGUCAAGGCUGUCAUAGAUGGAGAAGUCAUCACAGCUAUGAGGACCGCUGCAGUCUCUGCCAUCUCUGCUAAGCUGCUGAUGCAUCCUGAAGCGGAGGUUCUGGCCAUCCUGGGAACCGGCAAACAGGCCCUGAGUCAUUAUAAUGUCUUCACUGAAAUAUUUCCAUUCAAAGAGGUUCGAGUGUGGGGUCGCACUAGGGAGGGAGCAGAGAGGUUUGUCCGCUCAGUUGGAGGUGCUGCGAGGGCAUGUGGCUCAGCGGAGGAGGCGGUGAGGGGAGCUGACGUCAUAGUAACGGUAACCGGGAGCACCAAGCCAGUGCUGUUUGGUCAGUGGGUCAAACCAGGAGCCCAUGUGGCAGCGGUGGGAGCCUGCAGACCAGACUGGAGGGAGAUGGACGACGUGCUGAUGAAGGAGGCUGUGGUUUAUGCUGACAGCAGGGAGGGAGCCAUUGCUGAGUCUGGAGACGUCGUCCUCUCAGGGGCUGAAGUGUUUGCAGAGCUUGGAGAUGUUAUUAACGGGACCAAACCUGCCCUCAGAGAGAAGACAACUGUGUUUAAAUCUCUUGGAAUGGGAGUUGAAGAUGCAGUUUCUGCUAAGUUGGUAUUUGACCAAUGGAAAGCCACAGCCAGACGUCUAUGAAAAGGAAUCCUGACCUGUUUGAUCUGUGGUGAUCAAGAUUACGGCAAUAUAUACAUGGACCAGAAAUUAUAUGUUUCAGUCCAAACAAAGCUGAUUGUCCUGCCAAAAACACCAUAUGUAUACCAAGUCUGCAACACAGACAUGCAUGUAAUUCUAAAAUAGUUAACUGAUUACUCAUAUACUCAAUAAACAGAACAUUACAAACAUUCAGGUCAGUGAUUUGCUUGAGCAUUUCAUCAAGAAACUUACAGAGCUGACAGAAUCUACAACAGGGGUCACCAACCUUUUUGAACCUGAGAGCAACUUCAAGGGUACUGAGUAGUACGAAGGACACCUUGUUUGAUACAAACUUCCUCAAUAGCAAACUUGCGCCAUCAUCUUUAAACAAUAAUAAUAAUAAUGAAAAUAAUAUGUAAAAAGACUGUCUGAUCACAUUUAUGUUAAUUAUUCCUUACAAUAAUUAUUAAUGAUUUCCACAACAAUGAUGGUAGGAAACACACACACAUAUGGAAAUCUGUUCCAAUAUUUAAAAGUCAGAGGUAUCCCAUCUCUGAAACUUUGGUAAAUAUCUUUCUUGGCAGUUUUGUAUGAAUCAGUAUAUUUGCAGCAUUUUGUUCAAAAUCACACCAGUUACAUUUCUGUGCAAAUUAUCACUUCUAACAUUUUUAGGAAAUCAUUAACUGUCAUCAAAUCAUGCUUCAUUUAUGCAAACCACUACCUUUGUAACAUGUUUGAACAAUUCAUGAACUCUGUCCCAUGUUUGUACAAAUUAUCAGUUAUGUAAGAAAAAAAAAAUCAACUCUUUCACAUUUUGAAAUGAAUCCUAUCACAUUAGUACUAAUCACCAGCAUUUUUCACCAGCAUUGCAACUUUUUUAACAGAUCAUAACAACAAAUCAUUACAUGAUUUCAACUAAUUAUUUUUCACAUUUUUGUGUAAUGGCACGGUGUUUUGAAUGACAACAUGUUACCUCUUUCUUUGUCUGUAAAUGUGUGUUAGUGGGAAGCCUGGCAUUGCAGAGCUUAUCAUGUCUUACCUUUACCUUGCAGCUCACAGUUCAGAUGGUUCAGUUUCCCAGUGAUGUCCGUUAAAAAUGCAAGGGCAAGAAUCCACUCAGUGUCCUCAAGCAGCAAGGUGUCUUCCCCUUUGGAUUGCAUCUACUCUUUGAUUUCGGCCAACAGUGACAAAAAACGCUGCAAAACUGUUCCCCUGCUGAUCCAUGAGGUUUCUGUGUGUAGUAACAGGUCACCAUGUUCAGCUGACAGCUCCUCCAGCAGCAUCUUCAAUGUCCUGGUUGUUUGGCUCUGGAGCCAUUUAUGAUCUUCACGACACGAGUCAUCACAUGAUCAAAUCCGGCCACUUUUGUACAUACAUAUGUCCUGCUGGUGAAUGAUGCAGUGGUAAUGUAGGAAUAUUGGGAAGUCUGGAUCACCUCUGCAUCGUACAAUGAAGCCUGCAUGGCGACCCGUCAUGGAGGAGCCCCGUCCAUCUUCAAUGAAUCAAGCUUUCCUAACCGUACAUUUUUCUCCACGAAGAAACGUUUCGCCACUAAGUCCCAGGCUUUUCCUGUCCGUAGUACGCAUACAGUCUAUGUGCUACCAGGUGGCUAGUUAGCAUGGAAGCUUUGUGGCAGCUAAAGUAGCAUCUCUCCACAUUGUGCCGCUGUGCGGACGCAAUAGUCGCCCCGCAAAUAGGACACAUACGUUUAUCUUUCACUGUCGUGAAAAAGAACUCUUCCUCCCAGUCGUCGUCAAAAUAGUGUUUUCUCUUUCACUUCUCUGUCAUGUUUUGGGGGUAAAAAAAACACAUCUAGCUGCCCAAAGUGUCUGCGUCCGGACGCUUCAGCAGAGUGACGUGGUGGUUUGACAUGCGCAGUGAACUUUGACUCGGACACGGUCAGAGUUCAUUUACACCGAAGACCUUUUUGUUUUUUUAAAAAAAAUCAUCAUAAAUAUUGUAAUUUGAAAUCUGCAUUAAUGUAAGUAUUUUUGAUUUAAAAAGAACAGCAACUAUAAUUUUUUAUAAGGAAUUUCAUUGUGACUAGUUGCAGGCAACUCACAUGGUCUCUGCAGGCAACCAGGCGCCAGCGGGCACCGUGUUGACUACCCCGGAUCUACAAUCACACUAGCAGCUACUUGGUCACAGCAAAUUUACUCUAAGCAAAUUCUAACAUGUUUGAAUGAGUAACGUUUGUGAUAUACCAGUACUGUAAUAUUUAAACAAGAAAAGCAUUCAGAGAGCGGAGUACUCCGCCAAGGCUGCUCAGUCCUAUCAUUUCUGACGGCUGAAAUCUUGAAAAAAUUUGUGCCACAAAUUCAGAUAUAUUUUAUUAAUGCACAGAGAAAGAUAAAUAUAUUCUACCAAAGCAGAUUACAGCAGAUGUAUAUGAAAGGGAACCCCAGGGAAGCAAAAGCGCUUAUAAUUAGGGGACCCAGGGAUCACGGCACCAUAGAAAGUGGCCAUUUAAUAUAGAUGUAUCCACAAACAAAAUGACCUUGCUCUGAGCACAGGCGUGUGUCAUGCAUGUGUACAUCAUGUACGGAUACCAAACCGCGUGAACUAAAUAUGUAGGGGGCGGCCGGAAUUGAUGGGACUCGGAAACACCCCUACAAUUUAAUCAAUUGUUCCUUGUAUCAUUUCCAAAGGAUAAGUCCUGAUAAGUGGUGGAUUUGUAGUCGGACCACAAUCAUGUGAUCAGCUGAUAAACAGCCUAUUUCUGUUCACUUGUUGUUUUCAAUAAACUACUUUUUCAAAGUG
Messenger RNA from Amphiprion ocellaris (clown anemonefish), 3778 nucleotides. It is a transcript of the gene crym, whose product is annotated as crystallin, mu. Lineage: Eukaryota; Metazoa; Chordata; Actinopteri; Pomacentridae. Bases 71 to 1021 code for a protein of 316 amino acids. Gene Ontology annotation, molecular function: thyroid hormone binding. The record is from RefSeq and is a predicted model, not a curated record. Gene Ontology annotation, biological process: thyroid hormone metabolic process. The transcript is spliced from 8 exons. Gene Ontology annotation, cellular component: cytoplasm.